Molecule: messenger RNA, 438 nt
Organism: Puccinia graminis f. sp. tritici CRL 75-36-700-3
Lineage: Eukaryota; Fungi; Basidiomycota; Pucciniomycetes; Pucciniales; Pucciniaceae
Exons: 1
Coding region: 1-438 (145 amino acids)
Source: RefSeq, a predicted model, not a curated record
AUGCGUUGCUGGCAUAGUGGUAGCUUCACUCCGCUUCAAGAGCCCCUCCGCAUUAACCGCCAAUACCCAAUCACACAAGUUCGACUCCGAUCCUUGGCAGUCAUCUUCGCCCAAUCCCCGAAACCAGACGGCCUCAUGCAGCUCCCCCGUCAACUACUAGCGUCCGCGGCCCUCGCCAUGUGCCUCAUGGCAGUGUGCAUAGAGGGUUGCCCAUUAUGUGGCAGUCCCAUCCCUGCAAGGCUGUUCUGCAGAAAGAUGGAGUGGGUGAGCGCUGUAACAAGGAGAGCUUUCGAAUGUCGGGAGCCAGGAUGCAGCUUAGACGUGUACAUGUCCACUUACACUUGUGAGGAAUGUGGUACAAAACACCGGGUAUCCUGGGAGCCAUGCCCCACGCACGAUAAACAGGUCGUACUGCCCGCAGGACCGGACGAGCUAUGA